GUCUGCAGCGCGCUCUCGGAGCUGCGAGCGUGCGCGAGCGGAGAAUAACUGCACUUCAACCAACAGCGGCGGUCAAGUUCAUCCCACCGUGACACCCGAGACAGAACAACGAACACGCGAGUGAGAUGUAAAUAAUUAAAUAUAAAUGCGAAUUGUGUGAAAUAACUCGGGUCCGUUAUUUCAAAACCGAGCGAGGAAAAGACGCUCGACUGGCCCCCGGCGCGCGCGCUCGGCUUCUGAGGUACUUCUCGGUUCUGAGGGGGAAUAAAAAGGCGAUUUUUGAGGGUUUCAAGACCUCGCCGAGGUGGAGUUCUGUCAGGAAAACGCAAACUGGUUCGAGUUACGUCGAAAUGUGGACUGUUUUUGAGAAAAUAUGAUAUUUUAAUAUUUCGAACUAAUUGUCUAAUUUCAACUAGACUCGCUUCGGUUCGAAUACACCGCGCAUGCGCGUCUUUCUAACGGAUUUAACGGAUUUCGACUCAACUUUGUGAACGCUGGCAGGGGUCUGGUCUGGAGAACGAAGUCCUGUUCAUUUAUCCACAUUCUUUACUAAUAUAAACCAUUUCUCCAUCUCUUACAGGAAAACGAGCCGUUGUUUUAUUCAUGCGGAUUAGCCAGGCUGUAUAUAUGCGAUGAAAUAUGAGAAAUAUGAGGUUUUGGUUUGAUUGAAUGCACUGUGGCGUCUGUGUUCCGUGCUGAAACCCGGAGACGGAUACCUGUUAACUUUCAUCCUUGCGUUAUGGACGCGAAAGGCUUCGGUCAAGUUCCUCAGAGUCCUGCUCUGUCAAUUUGGGAAUCGGUAACCCGACUGUGAAAGGAGUCGGAAUAUCUCGGGAGGCGAUCCUUGUUCGUUAAUGCGGAGCGGAUUUAUUGGGGGAACGACGAUGUCAUUUGCAAGAGUCUGCAUGGGAUCUCUGCUGCUGUGGAUGAUCGUCUCCAACGUUGCAGGUAACGUUUCCCCUACCAGCUACGAUGUCCUGCUCAAUGCUCCUGCUGCUACCGCCACUUCCACCCCUCCAGACCUGUACCUUCCUGCCAGCUUUAAACUCUCCAACGCUCAACUAGCCUUCUUUCUGGAGGAAAGUCGAGCUCCGUCACGGGGCACCCCGGGCGGACACCCUCUUCACCGAUCUGAGAGCUUUGUGGUCUUUCAGACUAAGGAAUUACCCUCGGUCAACAUUUCUCUGGGUCCGUUCACCCAGGACCAGACACUUUCCAAAGAUCUCUUGCAGCCCUCGAGUCCCCUGGACAUCCCGGGUAGGCUGACGGUCAACUGGAAAGUACGUGCUUUCAUCGUACAGUCCAAGGUGUUCGCGAGCAACCCGCUCGUCCAGGUGCUCUUUUACAUCGCGGGUCGGGACUGGGAUGACUUCAAGGUCCAGGACAAGCUCCCCUGCGUGAGGCUGCACGCCUUCCGGGAUGUCCGGGAGAUCAAGACGUCCUGCAGGCUGCAUGGCAACCUGGCGCAGUGCUUGGCCCAGCUGGACCUCCCGUCCACGUGGUUCAACCUCAACGUGGCGCCGCUGGGCCGCAGGAAGUCCUCCGCGACGGACGUCCUGGAGAUGACCGGGGAGACCCGCCAGGCGGAGCUUUACUACACCCUUCACGAUCCGGACAGCAAAGGGGAGUGCGGGGAGAGCAACCCCAGGCGAGGAGGAGGAUCCAGGGGGGAAAGCUCGUCCCAGCAGCCUCUGCUUCGGAUCGGGAGUAUCAGCCUGUACCAGCCUAGUCAAGAGCAACUAGUAGUGGAUAAAGAGUUGGACAAGAACCUCUUCCUAAGGCUGCCAGAGAAACCGCUGAAGCCUGGCGAGACUCUCAACAUCUACCUGUACUUGGUGCCAAACUCCACAGUGGAACAGUUCACACUCAAGGUGAAAGCUAAAAAAGGAGUGAAUCUGCUCAGCACCAAGUCAAAGAGCGCUCAGUGGAAGGUGGAAUGGGAAGUGCAGUCCGGAGCCAAGCACUCCAUCGCCACGGUGGAAGUCAGCAAAAUCAAAGAGGUUCCUGGAGAAGCUGCCGCCAACAUUGAAGUCAUGCAGCUGGAUUUUGAAAUGGAGAACUUCACCAGCCAGUCGGUGACCAGGAGGAUCAAUUGGAACAUCGAUUACCAGGGCCAGAAUCCGCCUCCAGACUCCGACAAGGUGGUGACGGAGCUGACCGUGGUGCAGAAGGAUAUUCAGGCUAUCGUACCUCUGUCCAUGGACACCGAGAUCAUCAAUACGGCCGUUCUGACUGGCCGGACCGUGGCCAUCCCGGUCAAAGUCGUCUCCAUAGAGCUCAGCGGGACGGUCAACGAUGUCUCCUCGUUCGUGGAAUGCAAGUCGUCCAACGAGGACAUCGUCAAGGUGUCCAUGAACUGCGAUUACGUCUUCGUGAACGGGAAGGAGACGCGAGGCUCCAUGAACGCACGCGUGAUCUUCAGUUACGAGCACCUGAGCGCCCCUCUGGAGCUGACCGUGUGGGUGCCCAAACUGCCCCUGCGCCUCCAGCUCUCCGACAACCGGCUCGGAUUCGUCAAGGGUUGGAGGGUCCCUAUCCUGCCUGACCGCAGGUCGGCACGCGACAGCGAGGACGACGACGAGGACGAGAAAAAGGUCAGCCGAGGCUGCACCCUUCAGUACCAGCGGGCCCAGGUCAAGGUCCUGACCCAGUUCCACACCACGUCCAGCGAAGGAACCAACCAGGUGAUCACCAUGCUGGGACCCGACUGGCAGGUGGACGUCACAGAUUUGGUGCAGGACUCCCUGAAGGUGGCGGACCCACAAGUGGCCGAGCUGGUGGACCAUACCGUGCUGGUGGCGCUGGAGCAGGGAUCCACCGUGCUGAAGGUCGAGUCCCCAUUGGCAGUGGAGGCCAUGUUGGGUGAAGUGGCGUUCUCUGUCCUGGAUGAAAAAGUGUCCAUAGUGGACCUCCGAGUCCACGCUAUUUCGGGACUCAGCCUGAGUCUCCAGCCGAGUCCGGGGAACAGCCACACCAUGGUGGCGAAAGCAACGGGUCUACAGACGCUCUCCACUAUCAAACAGGAAGCCAGUCUCUCUGUCUGGAUGUACUUUAGCGACAACACGGCUGCCCCUCUCAGCGUAUACGACCCCAAGGACUACAAUCUCAACGCCUCUGCUAUGGACGACAAGGUGGUGUCUGUUUCCCAGGAGCCUCAGCAAAGAUGGCCAGUCAUCAUCGCAGAAGGAGAGGGGUCUGGCGAGCUCGUGCGAGUGGAAAUGACCAUCUGCGAAGCCUGCCAGAAGACCAAGAGAAAGAGUGUCAUCGCCUCCUCUCCGGUUCACGUCAAGGUGCGCUUCGGGCUGGACGAAGACUCCGAAGAGGAAGCGGAAGUGGAGAUGGAGGCUGAGCCUAAAGUGCCAUUUAAUACAAGGAAGCCUUUCCUCGAUCCUAACAUGGGCGGUGCUGGUUAUGAGCCAUCUAAUGAGCAGCCAGCAAGUGUACCCAUCGACUACACCAACUUCCCAACCAUUAGCAACCAGGAUCGGCCAACUGACGAGCAAGAGGAGGAGGAAGACGACUUCGUCCACUCACCUCGCAGUAUGACCGACCUGGAGAUAGGCAUGUACGCUCUUCUUGGUGUUUUCUGCCUGGCCAUCCUGGUCUUCCUGAUCAACUGCAUUGUGUUCGUCCUAAAGUACCGCCACAAACGGAUUCCACCCGAAGGCCAGGCCAAUAUGGACCACUCCCACCACUGGGUGUUUCUAGGAAACGGUCAACCCUUGCAAGCCCAGAGCGACCUGUCUCCCCAGACAGCGGAAAGUCCGAGCAUCCCCUUGGAGGGGCCGCAGACUUGUUGUCACGGCGAUCACCACAGCAGCGGCAGCUCCCAGACCAGCGUCCAAAGCCAAGUCCACGGAAGAGGCGAUGGCAGCUCGGGCGGCUCCAACAAGGACCACAACGAGGAUGCCAGCUCGCCCACAUCCAAGCGUAAACGGGUCAAAUUCACCACCUUCACCACGUUACCCGCGGACGAGCUGCUCUACAACUCCAUCCCCGUCGCAGAUGACGACGACAUCCAGUGGGUGUGUCAGGAUAUGGGCUUCCAGGACCCGGAAGAACUGCACGACUACAUGCGCAGGAUAAAAGAAAUAGCCUAAUCACGGCUAGGUUUCUUAAACGA
Trichomycterus rosablanca is the source of this 4123-nucleotide messenger RNA. It is a transcript of the gene tmem132e, whose product is annotated as transmembrane protein 132E. Lineage: Eukaryota; Metazoa; Chordata; Actinopteri; Siluriformes; Trichomycteridae. The coding region runs from base 855 to 4100 and encodes 1081 amino acids. The record is from RefSeq and is a predicted model, not a curated record. The transcript is spliced from 9 exons.